This is a messenger RNA of Populus nigra (black poplar), 3020 nucleotides long. RefSeq lists its product as uncharacterized. Gene Ontology annotation, biological process: regulation of DNA-templated transcription; transcription by RNA polymerase III. Gene Ontology annotation, cellular component: transcription factor TFIIIC complex; nucleus; chromatin. Gene Ontology annotation, molecular function: DNA binding; protein binding. The transcript has 17 exons. Lineage: Eukaryota; Viridiplantae; Streptophyta; Magnoliopsida; Malpighiales; Salicaceae. Bases 172 to 2967 code for a protein of 931 amino acids. The record is from RefSeq and is a predicted model, not a curated record.
UCGAGGCUUACGUUUCUCAGCGAUAGUCUGUUCCUACAAUACUUCCAAACACAAACCUGACUAUAACGACGUAGAGCAGGUGUUGAAGCUCCGGCUAAACGAUCCCGAGUUGCGGUUUAACCCGUAAAGGGCCAAUUGCUGGUGUUUGGGCCUCUUCACUGAAUUAGUAGAAUGGAAGAACAAGAAGAAUUAUUAGGAGGCAAUGGUGUUGGCAUUAGAGUUUCAACAUUCGAUUAUUCAGUUGAGAAUCACUUUAAAGAAAUGGACAUGAUUUCUAAACUUUGUGGAGAAGCACAAACUGAUUCCGUGGAUGAAAUUGAAAUUCAGUGCUAUAAGUCCUCUAUCACUUUUUUGAGUGAGUGGAAGCUUUAUAAGUACGACCCGAGAAUAAUUAGGUUUGCUAGUGAAACGGAUAAUUCUCUGGAGAAGUGUGUUCUCAGUGGAAUAAAUCUACCGCUGUUCUCAUCUGCAACUGUUCCUAAGGAGAGACCAGAUGUUGGUGCCACUUCUCCAGAAUCCAGUAAAGAUUUUGUGAUGUAUGUUGGAGGGUCUGUUUUGGCAUUGGAUUGGUGUCCUAGGGUUCAUGAAAGGCCUGACAAUCAUAUCAAACGCGAGUUUGUUGCUAUUUCUGCCCAUCCUCCUGAAUCUUACUAUCACAAAAUAGGUGUACCACUUACUGGCAGAGGCAUGGUCCAGAUAUGGUGUGUUUUAAAUGUCGGUGGGGAUGAGGAAGCACUUCCAAUGAAGAAAUCAAAACUGGGAGCUCGAUACAAUGUAUCCAAGAUGGACAAAUCAGUUGAAUUAAACAGGCCAAAAGGAAGACCUAGAAAAAAGCCAAUAGAAGAAUCAUCCAGAAAUGAAGCCACAAAGGCUUUAGCUAAGAUGCCAAAAGGAAGACCUAGAAAAAGACCAAUAGAAGAAUCACCCUGUAACGAAGCCACGGAGUUGAUUUCAGCUAAAAGGCCUAAAGGAAGACCUAGAAAAAAGCCAAUAGAAGAAUCACCCAGUAAUGAAGCCAUAGAGGAGAUUUUAGCUCCAGUUAAUGAAGCGACAAAGGAGAAUUUAGCUCAAGUUAAGAGGGGAGGACGGCCUAGGAAGAACCCAACAAAUGAAUCUCUUGAUAGUUUGGAUAGCAGCAACCAGUAUGUCCAAGCUCUCUCUGUUGAAUACCCACAAGAUUCACCUGGACUGCUUUCUAUAGAAGGGAUUUCUCAAAACAGCCAAGAUGAGGCCAAACAAAAACACAAGGUGAAAGAACAAAAAAAAUUCACCAAACAGCUAUUUGAUUGUAAUGCAAAUCUUAAAACUACUGCACAAAGUAGAAGAUUGAAUAGUAAUGCAAGGAAGGGAAGUGAUUCUGGUGAUGUUGCGUGUCCACUGUUAUUGAUUCAUAAUGAAGAUGAUAAUGUUUCUUUGGAUAUCAACUCUACAUCUUCAACUGUAAACUACCAAACACAUGAGAAUUCUGGACUCAACACUGCAAUGCCAGCUUAUGGUUCUGAUAAUGUUUCUUUGGAUAUCAAUCCUACUUCUUCCAUUCCAAAUGAUGCUGAUUUGCCAAGAGUUGUAUUAUGCCUAGCUCACAAUGGAAAAGUCGCAUGGGAUGUCAAAUGGCAGCCUUGUAAUGCACCCCCUUCCAAAUUCCAGCAUCGCAUGGGUUAUCUUGCUGUCUUGUUGGGAAAUGGAUCUUUGGAAGUAUGGGAUGUUCCUCUCCCCCAUGCUAUGAAAUCAGUUUAUUCUUCUUCUAAUUUAGAAGGCACAGAUCCUCGCUUUGUAAAGAUAAAGCCAGUAUUCAGAUGUUCCACUCUGAAGUGUGGAGGUAUACAGAGCAUCCCUUUGGCAGUAGAGUGGUCAACUUCAUACCCUCAUGAUUACCUACUUGCUGGAUGCCAUGAUGGAACAGUUGCUUUGUGGAAAUUCUCUGCAAGUGGCGCAUCUGGUGAUACAAGGCCUUUGCUUUGUUUCAGCGCAGAUACAGUUCCUAUUAGAGCAAUUGCAUGGGUCCCAUCUGAAAGUGACCAAGAGAGUCCAAAUCUUAUCCUCACUGCUGGACAUAUGGGCCUGAAGUUUUGGGACAUACGUGAUCCAUUCCGACCUUUGUGGGACCUCCAUCCAGCACCAAAACUCAUAUAUAGCCUGGAUUGGCUGCCGGAUCCAAGAUGUAUAAUUUUAUCCUUUGAUGAUGGAACAAUGAGACUCCUCAGCCUGGCAAGGGCUGCAUAUGAUGCUGCCGUCAAUGGAAAACCUUCUGUUGGACCAAAACAACUAGGGAUGCACGUUGUUAAUUGUUCUUCCUUCGCUAUCUGGAGCGUUCAAGUGUCAAGGCUUACGGGCAUGGUUGCAUAUUGCAGUGCAGAUGGUACUGUUUGCCGCUUCCAGCUCACAACAAAAGCAGUGGAGAAAGAUCCAUCGAGACAUAGGGCCCCACAUUUUGGUUGUGGGUCCUUGAGUGAGGAUGAAUCAGCUAUUAUAGUGGGCACUCCAUUACCAGAUACUCCUUUACCUUUGAAGAAGCCAGUUAACGAUGUUGGGAACAAUCCAAAAUCCAAGCAGCGUUUGUCUGUGUCAAAUAAGGCCACAAAAAUUUCUACUUCAGAUGAUCCACCAUUAGCUCUUUGCUAUGGUGAUGAUCCUGGUAUGGAUCAUGGAUCAGAUGAAACAUUGACAGCUACAAAAAGCAAGAGGAAACCAAAAUCAAAAAGUGGGAGUAAGCAAAUGGAAGGAGAGGAUCAAGCAUUGGUAUGCAUUGAUGACGAGCAAGAUGUCAAACAGAAAGGUGGCGGAAAGGAGGGAGCUGGGAAUGUAGUUGAAAGCAUCCCACCUAAAAUGGUUGCAAUGCAUAGAGUUAGAUGGAAUAUGAACAAAGGUAGUGAGAGAUGGCUCUGCUCUGGUGGAGCAGCCGGAAUCGUACGGUGUCAAGAAAUCAAAAUGUUUGAUGCUGAUAUAUGCUUGGCAAGGAAGAGAUAGUAGCCUGUAAAACGUUAAUCAUAAUCUAUGGAUAUUUAUUGUUAUUUUCGAUA